Molecule: messenger RNA, 1069 nt
Organism: Salvia hispanica
Lineage: Eukaryota; Viridiplantae; Streptophyta; Magnoliopsida; Lamiales; Lamiaceae
Source: RefSeq, a predicted model, not a curated record
GACAAUGUUUCAGGUUAGGCCAAGUCAGACUGAGCUAGAAUGUCGACACACUAUUAGGUCUCACGGGAGGAAACUUGCUGGAGACCACAAGCACGACUGGCUGAUUUUGUUGCUACUCGUGGUCAUAGAGAUCAUUCUGAAUGUCAUCAACCCAUUCUAUAGGUUCGUUGGAGAAGGCAUGAUGGAAGAUCUCAAGUAUCCGAUGAAGGAAAACACUGUCCCCGUUUGGGCAGUUCCUCUGUAUGCAGUUUUGCUGCCUAUGACCGUGUUCUUUCUCUACUACCUUCGGAGAAAUGAUGUGUAUGAUCUUCACCAUAGCGUGCUAGGGCUGCUCUUCUCUGUAUUGAUAACGGGAGUUCUCACUGAUGCCAUAAAAGAUGCAGUUGGCAGGCCCCGACCGGACUUUUUCUGGCGCUGUUUUCCUGAUGGACGUGAUGAGUAUGAUCGUUGGGGCAAUGUGGUGUGCCAUGGAAAACCGGGUGACAUAAAAGAAGGGCACAAGAGUUUCCCGAGCGGUCAUACUUCAUGGUCGUUUGCAGGUCUAGGCUUUCUGGCCUUGUAUAUGUCAGCAAAAAUCAAAUGCUUUGAUCGCAGAGGGCACGUUGCAAAACUGUGCAUCAUCUUCCUCCCUAUCCUCGCUGCUUGUCUUGUUGGGGUUUCUCGUGUGGACGACUACUGGCAUCACUGGCAAGACGUGUUUGCUGGCGGCAUCCUAGGUCUUGUAGUUGCUACCUUUUGCUACCUGCAGUUUUUCCCACCUCCAUACCAGAAUGAAGGAUGGGGUCCUUAUGCUUAUUUCCGCGCUGUGGAGGACCUUCGUUCCAACUCUCUUCCGCCAGAUGUGAUGACCAUGCUAGGAACGAACCAGCAACGAGUAGCAACGAGUGUCGUUGGUUCCAAUCUUGACUCAGUCUUUGAUGCCAUGGAGACAGGAAGAAAGUAACACUACUUGUUCAAGUCUUGUGGCAUUUUAUCAAAUUUCUUUUUAUUUGUUUUACCCUUUCUUUUUGUGUAAAUCAUCUUAACCAAAAGCGUAAUUAUCAUCAACCUGUUAUCGACGGUUUACCUA